CUGCUCCGCGCGCAGUUGCGCUAGUUUAUGAAGAAUCAACAAUCCGUUAAAGAGCAUAUAACCCGCCUCCACUUAAAAUCUUCCAUUAAGACCUCGCUUUCUGUUUAUACAAACAAACACCACGCAGACACAUAAACAUGUACGGACGGCCACCGAACACGCCGCGGGGUGGCGGCGGCGGGCUACCUCAACAGCAGUGGCCGUGGCAGCAGCCACCGCCACCGCCACCUCCACACCUUCAGCCGCAGCAGCAAUUCAACUACCCGCAGAAUCCGAACAAUCUUCAUUACUACCAGAAUCCUAACCCGUUUCUUCCCAAUAAUCUCAUCCAUAGCGUCCCGAAUGUUCCGUUUCAACAGAACCCUAACUUUCACCCUCAAAUUCGAAACGUCCAGUGGACUAAUCCUAAUUAUCAAGCCGCUACCGUUUUGCAGCCUCAGUUUCAGGCGCCGGAGUCGGUUCAGUUUAGGCCGAAGCUUAAUAAUACUAUUAAUCCCGAAGUAUUAAAUAAAUGUGACAAGGCUGUGAUAAAAGCUCGCCGGAAUAUCUUAGCUGCCGGCGAGAAUGUUUCAGCCUGGAAGGUAUCGCAGGCAGCUUUGAUGGAGUUAAAAGCAGAUUCUUGGGAGUCGCUUGGGUUUCAAAUGCAGUAUGUCCCAUCUCUCCAUCAACUUAUGGCCAUUGAAGCAAAGAUAAACACAUUUAUCCAUUGCUUUGUUGGAGUUAGGAAGAUUACUUCACUGUACGAUUUGGAACUAGCACUGUGCGAGAAUGAGGGCGUGGAAAAGUUUGAGGAGCUGGAAAUUGGGCCUUUGGUAAGACAUCCUCUUGUUAUACAUUAUUUUCCAGUGGGUUCUGAUAUCAAGGAAGCCUUCAGAAUAACAAGUCAAGAGAUAAUAUCAGACCUAAAUGACUUUUUGAAUGCUCGUCAAGGUCAAGAAGUUAAAAUUGACGAGUUUUUGGAUUACGUCGCUGAGAAGCGAUCUUUGGCUGGCAGGGAACAGCUUGUUGUGCGUAUUCAGAGCCUCGGGUGGCACAUUAGUCUUCUCCGAAAUGUAGCACGAGCCGAACUCGUAAACAUGAGGACUUACAUAAAAAAUCUGAAAAAGAGAUUUGGUGUGAUCAGGAAGCGCCCUCUCUUGUCGUUGCAAAAAGAAAAGCUGGAUGAACGAUUCAAGGGCAUAUCUGAGCACAUCAAAUCCCUUUCCUCCAUGAAUGGAACUUUUUGUGGAAAACACACAAAGUUCUCAUCAAAUUCAGAUGACGAUUAUGAAUGUGUGGAUGAUGAAAACAGUGAGGAUGGUAUGGAUGCUAAUAAAAGCUCACAGAAUGGAAAUGGCAUCAUGACAGACCCAAAUUCGGUGUCUCAAGACCUUAAAAAUUCGGACCGAGUUAGUAGCUGUCCGUAUCCUUCUGUAUCUGAAGAGAUGAAUCGCCUCGGAUUGAAAUCCCAGGUGGGUCACAAUCCUGACAAUGAAAGCACCAAUGUAAAAAGGAUUAAAAAAAGAGGAAAGCGGAAGAGGGUAUUCAGUGUCUUUACUGGUUCGACUUCUCAGCCAAGGAAACUGCCCAAAAAAGACCAUGAUGAAGGACAUGUUCGUGUGGUUGAGAAAAAAGACAUAUCCUUCAAUAAAAGCAGUGAUCUUCCAGUUGUCAGUGAAUCUACGAGGACUUUCCUUACAACUUGGAUGGAGACAUGUCGAGAUAGUUCGUUAGACGAGGUGCUAUGUUUUUCUACACUCCCCCCCUGCCUCUUUCUUUUAAAUACUCCAUAUGCAAGUUUGCUAAAGAGUCAAUUUUUUUGAAUGAUUUCUACUUUGUUUCUUGGAGUCAUGGUCUUACCUGUCUCUGAAUCCUAAAUUUAGUGGUUGAUUUUCCUCUUAAUUUAUGUUUGUUAAUUCCGCCGGAAAAAAAAAACAAAAAAGAAAAAAGACAGGUUUUAUUUGAAUACUUUAUUGUGGGAUCUCAGCUACGAUUUCAUUAGGUUUUGAUUUAUAUCUUUUCCAGGGUUUGUAUUGUAAGCUAGAGCUUGUGCUUAGGUUGCUUAAAAUUAUAUUUUCCAUUAAUUUUCUUUGUGAUUGCUGUCUUAGGAUCAAAUAGGUGAUUCACUUAUAAUUGACUAAAUGUUGUCAAAGUCAUCUCCAUAUAUAUGUUUUUUUUAUAAUUUGUAUUGCAGCUGUGUAACUUUUUUGUUUGUAGGUAGCUUAGCAUAUCAAAACAGGGCAUACUCUGGUCUGGCUACUAUUGAAAUUGUUUGAACCAUUUGAAGUCCAUGCAUUUUCUUGCAGUUUCUCAAUUAAAUGCUGGUUCCUUUUCUUUCUUCGUAUCUUGUAGGUAAUCAGCAGGAUGGUUGAUCUCUGGAAUGCAAAGAAGAAAAAGAGGUUGAAACGGUGGUUGUCUUCAUAUCCAGUUGUUGGGUUACUUGAUGUUGCCGUACAAUCUAUUAAGUAUGGCAUGUGGGACAGUAUGUAUGAUACUUUCCAAAUCUUAAGGCAAGAAAUCCAACCAAACAUCGCCGCUGAUAAAAAGCCGGAGUUUAUAUGCAUAGAAGUUGACUCUGAUGAAAAUAAUGCCCCGGUUCCCGCUGAGAAAACUUGCGAGCAUGAGCGUGGCUUUUCUUCGGAUGAUAUCAUCAAGCACAUUUCCUCGUAUUUUUGUGCUGAUGAAAGUUUUAUGGACAAUGCAAAUCUAACAAAAGAAAUGAAAAUUUCUUUUCUAAGGAAGCUUCACAGCUGUGAAUCUUGGCUAAUCGAGACGUUGCGUAUCAAAGAUUUUGAAUGUUUGGGGUAUGGAGAUUUUUUUAUGUUCUUGGAGAGAUAUUUGCACCUAUUACCGAGUGGCUUGAAAAAAUAUUUGAUUCAUGAAGCGCCUGAAAAUAGUUCCCUUGAGGUUUGUAUGCUUCCACUUCAGUUGGAUGUGUUCUUGUCUCAAGUUUCAAGUGGCAUUUGCCAGAAUGAAAAAAUAAACAAAAAAUUGGUAUUGGAGUUGCUAGAAAUGCAAUAUCCUUCAGUCUGUUUGAAAUCCUUGGAAACGGAUUCCUUCUUAGAUUUUCAGGAUAGAUUAAGAGCAUAUGAAGGCAAAAUUUACUCUGACAUUGUCCUAUUCUCUGCAACUUUGUUCUCAAAAUCUUCCGCUGGAGGCUCAAAUGAUAUCUGUGAGAGUUUUAUGUCUGAUUUGGCUGGACUGGAAGUGGUUGUUGAUCAUAGUGCUGGUGUUCUAGGGCCUGUUACAAGUAAGGACGCCAUUGAAGUCUUCCUUAGAGCUCCAAUGUUGACCGAUCUCUAUCACUGGGCACAUUGGGACCUUAUAUUUGCGCCUUCUCUUGGUCCACUCUUGGAAUGGUUGUUGAAUGAGGUAAAUGCAAAAGAACUAUUGUGUUUGGUUACCAAGGGCGGUACAAUUGUUCGACUUGAUCAUUUAGCCACUGUGGAAUCAUUUUUUGAAGCUUUACUUCGAGGGUCUGCUUUCAGAACUGCAGUGAAACUCUUGUCCCUGUUAGCUAUAUAUGGAGGUCAAAAGAAUCUUCCUUUAUCAUUGCUUAAGUCUCAUGCUCAGAAAGCCUUAAAAAUUUUUAUUGACCAAUCUAUGGAAAAGAAACGUUUUUGCGCACUGGACUCCAGGAAUGUAGUCCCAAUGCCUAGUGAAGAUGCCUUGGAAAGCUGCAACCUUAAAAGUUCAAGUGAUAAUUUAUGUCAAAGUGGUGUAAAUGAAGCUGAUCAUAUUUCCUCAAGAUUCUUUCUUGAUUGUUUGAAUCAUCUGCCUUCCGAAUUUUGCACUUUCGCUGCUUCAGUGCUUCUUUCUGGACUGCAAGCAGUGAUUAAAGAUGCUCCUUCAGCCAUCUUGAGGGAAUGCAAAAAAGCAGAGGAGCGUGUUAUGCUUCACCAGGUUGGAUUUUCACUUGGUAUAUUGGAGUGGAUUAGUGAUUAUCGUGUUUUCAGCUCCUCUUCAUUGAUCGACACUGUAUCCUGCUCAGAAGGUGCAGAUUUUGAGUUAGAUAGGGGUGCAGAAGUCAUUCCCUGUGAACUGGUAAAUGUUCUCCCUGCUGGAGUCAGUGUGAGAACCCCUAUGAAGACAGAUCAAAACGAAUACCAGAAAGAGGAAAACCCUUCGCAGGAAAUUGUUGAGGUUUCAGCCUAUGGUUCUUCUGAGGAUUUGGAACCAAAAUUGUGCCAACCGGGUCUAAUUAAUAAUCCUAUCGAGGUCAUCGAAGCUAUCAGGCGAGAUGAAUUUGGUCUGGAUUCAACUCUGUCACCUGCAGAAAAUAAAUUGUUGAUGAAGCAGCAUACUCGUUUAGGGAGAGCACUACAUUGUCUUUCUCAGGAGUUAUACUCCCAGGAUUCACAUUUUCUUCUGGAGCUGGUUCAAAAUGCCGAUGACAAUUUGUAUCCUCGAAAUGUGGAACCAUCUCUUAUGUUCAUUCUUCAAGAAAAAGGCAUUAUUGUCUUGAAUAAUGAGAUUGGCUUCUCAGCAGAAAACAUUAGGGCCCUUUGUGAUGUUGGGAGCUCAACAAAAAAGGACUUGAAUGCUGGAUAUAUUGGAAAGAAAGGCAUUGGUUUUAAAUCAGUUUUCCGGGUCACUGAUGCUCCAGAAAUUCAUUCGAAUGGUUUUCAUAUCAAGUUUGACAUAACUGAAGGCCAGAUUGGGUUUGUUUUGCCAACUGUAGUUCCUCCUUGUGACAUUGACUUAUAUAGCAUCGCGGAUAGUGAUAAAAGUGGCGUUGAUGAUUGGAAAACUUGCAUUGUGCUUCCUUUUAAGGGAAAGUCCUGUGAAGGUUUUGCCAUGAACAACAUCGUGUCAAUGUUUUCAGAUCUUCACCCUUCUUUGUUACUCUUUCUCCACCGUCUUCAGUGCAUCAAAUUAAGGAAUAUGAUUGAUAAUACAACGAUAGUGAUGAGAAAAGAAGUUUUGGCUGACGGUAUUGUUCGUGUAUCAUUUGGGAAAGAAAAAAUGGCAUGGCUUGUAGUAUCUAAGAUAUUGCAGGCUAGUGCUAUUCGCCCAGAUGCAAAGGAAACUGAGAUCUCCCUUGCAUUUACGUUGGAAGAAACUGGCGAAGGAAGUUAUGCUCCAUUGCUUAAGCAACAGCCUGUUUUUGCAUUUCUUCCUCUAAGAACUUAUGGUUUGAAGUUUAUUCUUCAAGGUGACUUUGUGCUGCCUUCGUCUAGAGAAGAAGUUGAUGGGAAUAGCCCCUGGAACCAGUGGAUACUAGCAGAGUUUCCGGAGGUAUUUGUUAAUGCACAGCAAUCCUUUUCUAAUCUUCCUUGUUUUAGGGAAAACCCUGCAAGAGCUGUUACAGUGUUUCUUAGUUUUGUCCCCCUCGUUGGAGAGGUGCAUGGUUUUUUUUCCAGUCUACCACGGAUGAUUAUCUCAAAAUUGCGCAUGUCAAAGUGUCUGCUUUUGGAAGCGGAUAACAUGGAGUGGGUGCUCCCCUGUAAAACUAUAAGAAACUGGGAUGAACGAGCUCGUGCUCUUUUCCCAGAUAGGUUCCUUGUUGAGCACCUUGGCAUGGGAUUUUUGAGGAAGGAUAUAGUUUUGUCUGAUCCACUGGCAAGGGCCUUGGGUGUAGAGGAGUAUGGACCUAAAACUCUACUAAAUGUGAUGUCAUCUUUGUCACGCUCCGAGAAUUGUCUAAGAGGCAUGGGCUUUGGUUGGUUAGCAACAUGGAUAAAUGAGAUCUAUUUGUUGACGCUCAAUUGGGAUAAUGAAUCUGAUCUGAUUGCAAAACUCAGAAAGAUUCCAUUUAUUCCUCUUUCUGAUGGAAAGUUUUGCUCUGUGGAGAGAUGUACAAUUUGGUUGCACAUUAGUGAAAAGGGGGUUGAGGAUGAAUAUAGCUUAGACAUAUUCUCUAAAUUGUAUGCUAAGCUUCAAACAGUGAACCCAGCCCUUUUUUCUGCCAUACCAGUUUUUGACAAAGUAUUUUUGGGCACAUCCAUUGCAGAAAAUAUUUCGAGAAUGCUUAUGAGAGUUGGCGUCCAGCGGUUGUCUGCCCAUGAAAUUGUGAAAAUGCAUAUCUUGCCAGCUAUUUCUGGUGACAUAGGCACCCAAGAGAACAAGGAUUUAUUGACAGAGUACCUAGCAUUUCUAAUGUUACAUCUACAAUCUAGUUGCCCGGACUGUUGCAAGGAGAGGGGCUGGAUUAUGGAACAGUUGCGUAGUAAAUCUCAAAUUCUCACCAAUUAUGGCUACAAGAGACUUAACAAUGUACCAAUCCAUUUCAGUGUAGAAUACGGGAAUCCAGUUGACAUCAGCCGCUUAAUCAGCGAUACAAGCAUAUUGUGGCACGAGAUUGAUAGUAUCUACCUGCAACAUCCAAUAACAAAAUUGAUUCCAGAUGCAAGGUUGAAGUGGAGAAACUUUUUUCAGGAAUUAGGUGUCACUGACUUUGUGAAAGUAGUUCAAGUUGAGAAAUGUAUUGAGGAUGUGUCAGAUUCUGUUAUGAAGAAUAUGAUGCUUGAUGGAGAGAGUUCAAUUCGGACAAUUGUCAAGGACUGGGAUUCCGGGGAAUUGGGCACAUUAUUGUCAGAAUUAAUUUCUGGAGGUGACCGUAAAAGGUGCAAGUAUUUGCUGGAGGUUCUGGAUACAUUAUGGGAUGAUUGUUUCAGUGAUAAAGUAUUUGGUUGUUACGCGACUGAUUCUUGUGAACUGGGAAAACCAUUCCGGUCAUCAUUUAUCACAACUCUUGGAAAUGUCAAGUGGAUGGCAUCAUCAAUGGAUGACAAGCUUCAUUAUCCUAAAGAUCUGUUCCAUGAUUGUGAACCAGUGCGGUCUAUUCUUGGUGUUACCGCGCCUUAUGCUACACCAAAGGUGAGAAGUCAAAAGCUGCUUGAGGUCCUUGGUGUAAAGUCUCGAGUUAGACUAGAUGACGUUUUGUCAAUUCUUGAAGUCUGGAGAAGGACAGAGAAGCCUUUCAAAGCAAGCAUAUCACAGAUGUCAAAAUUUUACACCUUUAUAUGGAAUGAAAUGGCUACGUCAAAGGCAAGAAUCUUGGAUGAAAUUUCUUCGAGGGCUUUUAUUUUUAUCCCUCACAUACCGAGCUCCUCACCUGAGAAUAUUGAGACUGGUUCAUUUUUGUCAACAAAAGAAGUCUUUUGGCAUGACACAACUGGUUCCAUGGACCAAAUGAAAUUGCUCGACGCAAAAUGUGCCUUAAAAAUGACUCAUCUUUUCUCUGGGAGGAUUUUACAGAGUUUCUAUCCUACACUUCAUGACUUCUUUGUGUGUGAAUGUGGAGUUGAAGAGCUGCCUAGUGUGGAUGGUUACCUUCAGAUAUUGAUACAUUUGUCAAAAAUUGCACUGCCUUCACAGGUUGCUAAGACAGUUUUCAACGUUUUCUCAAAGUGGGCUGACCAACUGAAAAGUGGUUCACUGAAUGAUGAAGCCAUUGAGUUCUUACGGGAGAGGUUCAAUGAAAAGGAUUGUACGGUGCUCCCCACCGUGCAAGAUAAAUGGGUUUCGCUGCACCCUUCUUUUGGGCUUGUAUGUUGGUCAGAUGAUUACGAGCUACGGCGUGAAUUCAAAAAUGUUGACGGUGUUGACCUUCUCUACUUCACUGAUUUGUUUAAUGAAGAGAAACAGUUCGUUCACUCUGACGUUGCAACCCUCAUGAGAAGACUAGGGGUUCCGGCUCUUUCAAGCGUUGUUAUUCGUCAAGCCAUCUACUAUGGUCCUACAGAUGCUAGCUUCAAAACCUCUGUUGUCAACUGGGCUCUUCCUUACGCUCAGCGGUAUAUCUUUCAUUUGCAUCCUGAUAAGUAUCUUCAGUUGAAACAAUCUGGAUUAGAGAGUGUUAGAGGGAUUCGAAUUGUUGUGGUAGAAAAGCUGUUCUACAAAAAUGCUAUCAAGACAUGCGGUAGUGCAUCUCAGAAGCGAUUCGAGUGCAGUUCUUUAUUACAGGGCAACAUUUUGUACGCUACUCAACAAUCAGAUUGUCACUCUAUUUUUAUGGAGCUUUCGCGUGCCUUUUUUGAUGGUGUCCCGGAACUGCACUUGGCUAAUUUCCUUCAUAUGAUUACAACCAUGGUGGAAGCAGGUUCAUCUCAGGAGCAGACUGAAUUUUUCGUUUUAAAUAGCCAGAAGGUGCCAAAACUUCCUGAUGGAGAAUCUGUUUGGUCACUCUCCCCUCAGCCAGUAGUAGAGCAUCAUGAGCUGGAGACUGCUAGUUGUGUUGCAACAACAAUAGAUGAACCGAAUACUUUGAAGAAGAGUAAGAAGAUGCCUGGUAUAAGCUCAAGUUGGCCUCCCGUUGAUUGGAAAACUGCUCCUGGUUUUGGUUUUGCUUCCAAAUUUGUUUCAAAAAGUCAGGUGUAUGAUAUCUCUCAAAGCUCUGAUGGGGAAGAUGGUGAAGAGUUCUCUGUACCAAAUACUGCAGAUUGGGGAAGUACUUCGGGUCUUGAAUUUUCUCGUGCAAAUGCUCUGUUAACGGAAGCAUGUGAUAUCACCGAAGCUGAGGCCGUAAAACAAAGUAAAGGACCCGAGGAUUUCUUGCCUCUGGUCAAUAUGCACUCUAACUGGAGUGUACAAGAUGCCAUAGUUUCUGUGGACCAAACAGGUUUCGCAAAUGAUUUGGUUGCUGACAGCUUAAAUGCAGCAUAUGAUUCUGUGGACCCUGUGGCUGCACCUGGUGGUUUAAAUCUCUCUUUCUCUGAUUCUAGAGUAGGAAAUCCAACACUUGGGGGUGCCGUGAGUGCACAGGCACAAUUGACAGGAAGAAUGGGAGAAUUCGCAGCUUACAAAUAUUUCCAGGGAAAAGCUGGUGAGACGUCCGUGAAAUGGGUGAAUGAGGUGACAGAGACUGGCCUACCUUACGACAUUCUCAUAGGACAGGAGGAACAGAUGGAAUAUAUCGAAGUUAAAGCAACUAGAUCCAAAUCUGCCACAAGGGAUUUGGCUUUCAUAUCUGCAAGAGAGUGGCAAUUCGGAUGCGAGAAAGGUGAAUCUUUCAGUAUCGCCCAUGUUAUUUUCUUGGAUGAUAGCUCAGUUAGGAUCACUGUAUAUAAAAAUCCAGUGAAACUUUGUCAGCUGGGUAAACUACGGCUGGCUAUCAUCAUGCCAAAGCCCGCGCAGCUGUCCAAUCGUACCUGAGAUUUUCUUCGGAUGCCAGACUGGGAUACUGGGAUUCAUUAGGGUACAGAUACUCUUUUUUAAAAAAAAUGUACAGAUACUUUUUGCUUUUACAACACAAUAACUGGUGUAUAGAUGGAGACACUGACACAAUCUCGGCUUUUAGAUGCCCCAGAGUUUUAGGAAUCUGGGUAGAGGUAGUGAAUGUACGGGAAGCCAUGCAAAUUGAUGAUCUCUUGUAAGAAAGAUUUUUUGCAAAUGGGUUUUUUUUUUUUUUUUUCUUACAGUGGGAGGCGAAUGGUUUAAUCACAUGAUAUCUGUAAUCGACUCUUUGUUUUGAGCGAGGAAGGUUGUUUGGACAUCUAACUCAGUUUACAUUUUCACUUAUUUUACCUCUUAAAUACAAAAUCUAAUGAAAAAGAAAACAUCAUCCAAACAACUUUCUGAUUUAUAUUUUAAAUUUCAACUUGAAACACUUUUUGUUAGUGGAAUGACCAUUUUAGAACUAUAAAUUGUUCAGUGACAAAUUGGCA
This is a messenger RNA of Oldenlandia corymbosa var. corymbosa, 9587 nucleotides long. The record is from the annotation of a GenBank genome assembly. NCBI's taxonomy places the organism in Eukaryota, Viridiplantae, Streptophyta, Magnoliopsida, Gentianales, Rubiaceae.